This is a messenger RNA of Prosopis cineraria, 1521 nucleotides long. RefSeq names its product probable long-chain-alcohol O-fatty-acyltransferase 5. Gene Ontology annotation, biological process: lipid metabolic process. The record is from RefSeq and is a predicted model, not a curated record. NCBI's taxonomy places the organism in Eukaryota, Viridiplantae, Streptophyta, Magnoliopsida, Fabales, Fabaceae.
UCUCUUCUCUCAUCCUUCAUCAUUCAUGACUUCAAUUUUCUUGUACGACCAUGUUUGAGUUUGUUAGGUUUCAUGGCGGCGGAGAGCUUCGUUGGUAUAUCUAUAUCUAUCAAUAGAUCAGGUUUUUCCCUGCUGUCUUUGAGUUUCUUUGCUGGUUUCUCUCCAAUUCUUUUACAUUCUAAUAUAAAAUUUCCAAGUUUCAUUUUCUCUUUAAGAUUUGCCUAACAACUUGUUAUAUUUUAUUAUUAUCAAUCGCCUUGAUCUACUAACAUGAGUCAUUAAUCAAUUGGAUUAUCUCCAUUUCUCUAAACAAAGUAACAAACCCACGUAUCACCUUAAAUAUUCUCACUAAACAAACACACUUAACAAGCUCGCUGGGAUUGAAAUGGAAGCGGAGAGAAUGGACGGUGAUGAGAUCCAGAACUUCAUCAAGAUAUGGAUCAAAGCUAUCUCAUGCCUCUGCUAUUGUUACUACGUAUCUUCAAGAAUACCGAAAGAUCUCUUCAGGCUUCUCUCUCUCUUGCCGAUCCUCUUCGUCUUCCUCCUUCUUCCCUUAACCCUCCGCUCUGUACACCUCAGUGGGCCCACCACCUUCUUCCUCAUUUGGCUCUGCCCUUUCAAACUCUUGCUUUUCUCCUUUACUCAAGGCCCUCUCUCGCCUCUCCCUCCAAACAUCGUUCAUUUCAUCCUCAUCGCCUCUCUUCCCGUCAAGAUUCAAUCUCAGACUCAGAUCCUUACUAACAACCCAGAAAACCGAAUCUCAAAAUCGAUUCUCUUUGUAAAAGUGCUUCUCUUGGCUGCGAUCGUCCGCGCUUACAUCUACAGAGAUAACCUCCACCUGCACUUCAUCUUAUUCCUCUACUUCUGCCACGUGUACCUUGGCCUGGAGCUAUUAUUAGGUCUCUUUGCCGCUCCAGCUCGAGCCAUGUUCGGUUUCCAGAUCGAGCCGCAGUUCAACGAGCCAUAUCUCAGCACGUCGCUUCAGGAUUUCUAGGGUCGUAGGUGGAACCUCAUGGUAACCAGUAUUCUACGGCCCACCAUAUACAGUCCAUUACGACAUUCAUGUUCGCACAUUUUGGGCCAAUAUUACAGCCCAAUGCCAGCUAUGCUGGCCACGUUCAUUGUUUCGGGUUUGAUGCAUAAGUUGAUCUAUUAUUACCUUACACGGGUGCCUCCCACGUGGGAGGUCACGUGGUUCUUUGUGUUGCACGGUGUGUGCACGGCCGUCGAGGGGGAGGUGAAGAAGGUGGCGGGUCGCCGUGGAUGGAGGCUGCACCGGGCAGUGUCGGGGCCGGCGAUGGUGGUGUUUUUGAUGGCGACAAGCGAGUGGUUGUUUCUUCCUCAAUUAAAGAGAAAUGGUGUGGAUAGGAAAGCCAAUAAGGAGUAUUCAAUAAUGGUAGAUUUUUUAAAGUCGAAAUUACAACAACACUGGUGUUGAGUUUUGAAACUGCUGUGGCUUUAGAUGUGAGACUUUGUGUGAGUGGGAUUAUAUUUUUUUAUACUAACUACUAUUAUUGAUUA